AUGACGCAUUCCCUUAUACCCUCAUUCGUCGAUACUCCUGGAGAAAUAAUCCUCGGGGUGGCGGAACACCUCAGCUUGAUGGACCUGAACUCACUCGUUCAAUUGGCGCAGCGAUUCCAUGAGCUCCUCUCGAAGCAGCUGUAUAGCCGUGCAGCUACGUUCAUCCGAAGCGAUGGCAAGACGCCGCUGAUAUGGGCAGCAGAACGUGGCAGAGUCCGGUCGAUGCAAAAGCUUUUGGAUCAAGACCCGGAUCCAGCGAAAUUGAUCAACGGAAAAGGAGCGGUGCAUUAUGCGGCCACUGAAGGACAUGAAGAGGCAGUUGAGCUGUUGCUUAAGGCCGGAGUGCCGGUGUCGAUGCCGGAUGAGAUACUUCGUACCCCUCUCAAUCUGGCCACCCUCCAAAAUCACGAACACGUAGUUCGCUUCCUUCUCGCUUCUGGGGCGGGGCAUACUGCACGCCCAGCCGACAACGAUUGGGAAUGGGGAGGAGCAUUGACAGACUCAGUAAUGGAAGAGUUUGAAUCAGUAGCGCGCGCUCUUCUGGAGGCAGGAAAACGAGCGCCACCAGAGCACGCGAACGAUGUCAAGCAAUGGAUCUAUGCCCAAUUAUGUCUGGCUGCUUCAUACGGAAAAUGCAAUAUGAUGAAGUUACUACUAGAAUUCGAUGGCGCCACUCAUCUCCCGGAAGUGGAAUACCAGCCCCCAGUGCAUUUGGCUGCUGCCGGCGGACAUAUGGAUGCCCUCCAGCUUCUGCUCGAUCACGGAGCUGACAUUUCCGUCGUCGAUGUAGAAGGCGAUACCAUCAUGCACCACGCGGCAGUCGGUGGGGACGAGGAAAUCCUUCGGUUUCUGAUGGACCGUGAUAUGGAUGUGGAUGUUCCGGGCGGGUUUGGAAAUACACCCCUUAUGAACGCUGUUGUCUAUAAUAGACAGACUGCGGCUCAGAUGCUACUAGAUGCUGGGGCCAAUGCCACCGAGCCCUUUUCCAACGGAGACCCUCCGAUAAACUUCGCCGCCCAUUUUGGAUCAAAAGAAAUGGCCAAGCUCCUCCAGGACGGCGGAGCGUCGAUUAACGAUCUCGGAAGGGGUAAUCGGUCUGCCUUACAUGAAGCUGCUUUAGGCGACAAUACAGCCAUUAUUCCAUUUCUAUGUCGUGCCGGGGUACCAAUGGAUGCGUUAGAUGUCAAUGAACUUAGCGCUCUCCACCUUGCUGCCGUUCAUGGUCACACUGAAUUCGUCCGAAAGCUCCUUGACAUGGGAAUGAAUGCAUCAGUGGGUGAACCUGGAGGAAGAAUGCCAAUUCACGCCGCUGCAGUAGGCGGUCAUCCUGACGUGCUGCAAUUAUUAAUCGACGCUGGAGCGGAUCCCUGCGCAGUUCACAAAGAGGGGGAUCAUACGGCCCUGCACUACGCCGCCAUGUAUGGGAACACCGAAGUGGUUCAGGUUUUACUGCAAGCUUUUCAGGAACAGACUGUGAAGACUCUCCAGUCUCUCCAGCCAUGUCACUGUGGGCGGUCGCCGUUGAAAAAGGCCGCUGCCAACGGAAACACGGAAAUAAUAAAAUUGAUGAAGGAUAACGGAGUGGAUGUGACCCUCUAUCACGAAGGCUCCUCCGCUUUACAUCUUGCGACAUCGGCCGGCCAGGCUGAGGUUGCUGGCUUUCUCAUGUCUCUAGGGGCCGAUGCUUUUCGAUUGGACAUAUACGGUCGAUCCUCUCUGGACUGGGCAUCUCUGGAUCCACCGACUCUGGAAGCGCUGUUGAAAUACUGUCCGCAACCUCCCCCGACAGACCGUGUGAAACGUACCUCAGCUCUAAGGGAAGGUAUCUUCUGGCUCGCCAGUCGUGCCCUAGUCGAGGGAUAUAAACAUCAUUACAGACUUGGAAAGUGCCUUCUAUACAUAGAUGACCUACCGUCCGCCCGCAUCUCAUUUAUUUUAGAUGCGCAACCGCCGGGAGAUGAUGCAAUUCAUUAUUCACCGGCUGUUUGUGAUUCAUGUUCAGAUUCGCUGACAGACAGCCGAUUCGUCUGUCGAACCUGCCCGGAUGUGGACUUCUGUUCUGAAUGCAUAAACAAAUACCAAGAGCAGGGGGGUAAAAUUAAGCUUUGUGAAGGGCAUGAAUUUCUAGAGAUUAGAGUCUCGGACCGAGAGCUUCUGGAGGAGCCGGCCAAUGAAUUCAGGGACCGGUGGCUCCAGGGCCUCGUGGCGGCGUAUGGCAAUUCUUCUGCCUAG
Messenger RNA from Penicillium canescens, 2232 nucleotides. RefSeq lists its product as uncharacterized. The coding region runs from base 1 to 2232 and encodes 743 amino acids. The transcript has a single exon. Gene Ontology annotation, molecular function: protein binding; zinc ion binding. Lineage: Eukaryota; Fungi; Ascomycota; Eurotiomycetes; Eurotiales; Aspergillaceae. The record is from RefSeq and is a predicted model, not a curated record.